Leptopilina heterotoma is the source of this 1358-nucleotide messenger RNA. RefSeq lists its product as uncharacterized. Bases 80 to 1279 code for a protein of 399 amino acids. The record is from RefSeq and is a predicted model, not a curated record. Lineage: Eukaryota; Metazoa; Arthropoda; Insecta; Hymenoptera; Figitidae. The transcript is spliced from 8 exons.
UCGAAAAUUCUAAUCAUCAGAAAAUUUAAAAUAAUUUGAAAAUGUUAGUCAGUCUAAAAGAAAUCGUGACAAAGUAAUCAUGUAUAAAUCAAAGAUAGUGAAUACAAUCCAAGCGAUCAUUUCUAAUUUUCCGGAUGGUCUACAAAUCGAAAAAUUAGAUGAUGAAUAUGAAAUGUGGACACAAAAAUCAAUUCCAUAUCUCAAAAUGGGUUUUCACAGUUUAUACGAUUUAAUAAGGGCAUGUCCUGAAAUAAAAACCACUAAAAAUAAGCAGAACGAGACUGUUUAUACUAUAGUACCGAUUAAUAAUUCAUCAUCUAAAGAUGAAUUUUCUAGAUUCGAGAAAAAGAAUACCAGAAGCGAAAGAAGAUUUAUGCCUUAUAGAAGACCGCGAACAUCUGUGCCUCGUAGAUCAGGGACUCCAGUGAAUUUCGAUUCCUCUGCGAAAGAUUCUUCUCGAUCGAAUUCUUCUUUUCGUCCAAGUUCAGCUUCAUCGAUACGCACCACGUCAUCUUACAAAAGUAAAAAUUCGAGAGGUCCUCAAAUUACAAUUAAUCCACAGAAAAAAAUGGACAAUGUUAAUGAACCAAUUUUGAAUGGUCAACAAUUGAUUGGCGACGAUUUUUUCCUUCAAAUUGCAAUCAAAACAUUGGAUUCAAAACUUUAUAGAAAGUCAGAAAAUGCUCCAUUAUAUAGCGGUUUAUGCGUCUCUGGACAAUCAAUUAGAGCUUGUACAAGAAGACUUAAAACCAUAGAGACAAUUUCGAAUAAAGUGACAAUAAUGUUAGGAUCUGUCGAUAUUUACGAGGGAAGAGAUUUAAAACAAAUGAAAGAGGAUUAUUUGUUACUUCUCGAUACAUUGGAGGAGAAGUUUAAUCUACCAAAAUCGUCAAUAACAAUUGGAACAAUAGCACCAUUGGCCAAUGUAAAUUUUAGGACACAAUAUGAUGAAUACAGUACUCUAGUUUGCUUUAAUAAUUGGUUACGACAAUUAGUUGACAAUAGAUGUGACGAAUUAGGACAAAGAAAAUUUUACUACAAGAUCAUUGAUUUUCACAAGGAAUUAUCAACCGACAUUGAGGGAGUUAAUUAUGAUUAUUUUCAAAAUGACGGAAGAAAUGUUUCUGGUACGCGACACGCUUACGUUCUGCUAAAUCAAGUGGGACGAUCGAAAAUUGUCAGUCUUUUUUUUAUCAAAGCAUUAGAAAAUAAAAAUUAUUUUUCAACAAAAAAAAGUAAAAUUUAUGAUGAGUUUUCAGAGGAAUUAAACUGGUUGUAAUUGACAAAAAACAAAUCAUAUUUUCCUCUUCUUUUUUUUCUUCAAAAAUCUUUUAAUUUUCUUUUGUAUCUUAAAUAUA